This is a messenger RNA of Monopterus albus (swamp eel), 2151 nucleotides long. It is a transcript of the gene slc15a1a, whose product is annotated as solute carrier family 15 member 1a. The transcript is spliced from 21 exons. Gene Ontology annotation, molecular function: transmembrane transporter activity. Bases 16 to 2013 code for a protein of 665 amino acids. The record is from RefSeq and is a predicted model, not a curated record. Gene Ontology annotation, cellular component: membrane. Gene Ontology annotation, biological process: transmembrane transport; oligopeptide transport. Lineage: Eukaryota; Metazoa; Chordata; Actinopteri; Synbranchiformes; Synbranchidae.
UUCUCCUACUAUGGAAUGCGAGCUGUGCUGGUGCUGUACUUCAAGUACUUCUUGCGCUGGGAUGAUGACUUGGCCACCUCCAUCUAUCACACCUUUGUGGCUCUCUGUUAUCUCACCCCUAUCCUCGGGGCCAUUGUGGCUGACUCAUGGCUGGGAAAGUUUAAGACUAUCAUCUACUUGUCUAUUGUCUAUGCAAUCGGCCAGGUUGCGAUGUCUAUCAGUGCAGUCCAUGACAUCACUGACUCGGACAGAGAUGGGACUCCAAACAACAUGAUUUUUCAUGUCACCUUGUCCAUGGUGGGCCUGUUUCUGAUCGCUCUGGGCACCGGUGGUAUCAAACCUUGUGUGGCUGCCUUUGGUGGAGACCAGUUUAAUGAACACCAGGAAAGGCAAAGGAGAACUUUCUUCUCUAUAUUCUACCUGUGCAUCAAUGGUGGGAGUCUCCUGUCAACCAUUAUCACUCCAGUCCUCCGAUCUCAGGAAUGUGGCAUCCACAGUCAGCAGAAGUGUUAUUCUCUGGCCUUUGGUGUCCCUGCAGCACUAAUGGUGGUUGCACUUGCGGUGUUUAUCCUUGGGAAUGGAAUGUACUACAAAGCUGAACCACAGGGAAACAUAAUGCUGGAUGUGUUUAAAUGUAUUGGGUUUGCCAUUAAAAAUCGUUACAAGCACAGAAGCAAACAGUAUCCAAAGAGGCAGCACUGGAUGGACUGGGCUGAAGAAAAAUAUGAUAAACUUCUCAUUGCUCAAAUCAAAAUGGUGCUGAAGGUCCUCUUUUUAUACAUCCCACUUCCCAUGUUCUGGACCCUUUUUGACCAAAAGGGUUCCAGAUGGACUUUGCAGGCCACAACCAUGAAUGGAUACUUUGGAUUAUUUUUUAUGCAGCCUGAUCAGAUGCAGACAAUCAACCCCAUCCUGAUCCUGACUCUGGUGCCUAUCAUGGACAACAUAAUAUAUCCUCUGAUCAAAAAAUGUGGCCUGAACUUUACACCUCUGAAAAGAAUGACAGUGGGGAUGCUUCUGGCAGCUACAGCAUUUGUCUGCGCUGCUUUGGUUCAGAUUGAAAUUGAUAAAACACUGCCCAAUUUCCCAUCGGCCUCCCAGAGUCAGUUGAAAUUGCUGAACAUGGGCAGUAAUGCAGUCAAAGUUCAGUUACCUGGCAGUAAUUCACUGAAUCUUCCUGCAGCUCAGGCCAGUGAUAAAUACUUCACAUUUGAAGCAGAAAAUAUCAAUGUUUCAAUAGAAAUCCCCAAAAUUACGAGAACUAUUUCCUUGGCCAAAGGACAUCGACAAACUCUUCUCAUUCCAUCACUCAUCACUGAUGAGUGGCUGUUGACUGGUGACUUGAAGUCCAAGCCAGAAGAGGGCAGCAAUGCAAUCCGAUUUGUAAAUGGAAUGACAACAGAAGUGAACAUAUCAAGUAACGCAACCAAGUUUGGACUAAUUGCGCCAUCAAAUUAUUCCAACUAUUUCCAAAUAAAAAAUGGACCGAUCACAUUUACCUUAAGGAACAGUUUACAGUCAUGUGAAUACAGCACAGACUUUGGAUUUGGAAGUUCAUAUACUUUCAUUAUACCCAGCACUUUGGUCUUUGGACCAAAUUGUCAGAAGGAUAUUACUGCAGUAGAAGAUAUCAAGCCCAACUCUGUUUACAUGGCCCUCCAGAUUCCACAGUACUUCUUCAUAACUGCUGGUGAAGUGAUGUUUUCUGUCACUGGUCUUGAGUUCUCCUACUCACAGGCACCUAGCAACAUGAAGUCAGUGCUGCAAGCUGGCUGGUUAUUUACUGUUGCUGUUGGCAACUUCAUUGUUCUGAUUGUGGCUGAGAUUGCAAAACUUCCCGAACAGUGGGCAGAGUAUGUCCUCUUCGCCUCUCUUUUGGUUGCAGUGUGUAUCAUCUUCUCCAUCAUGGCCUCUUUCUACACCUACAUCGACCCUACAGAAAUUGAGGCUCAGUUCAGAAAUAGGGUUGAUGGAGAUAAUGCGGAUGAUAAAGCUGCACAGACCAAAAUGUGAACAAAAAAGUAGACCAGGUAUCCAUACUAAGCUUAUAUUCAAAGUUUAACAUCAAGAUUUGUGGGGAAAUAUACUUAUAAUCCUUUUAAUGUUGUCUAUUUGUGUGUGUGCACAUACAGCAUGUGUUUUAAAUAUUUG